Molecule: messenger RNA, 1927 nt
Organism: Dendrobium catenatum
Lineage: Eukaryota; Viridiplantae; Streptophyta; Magnoliopsida; Asparagales; Orchidaceae
Product: bifunctional 3-dehydroquinate dehydratase/shikimate dehydrogenase, chloroplastic
Exons: 11
Coding region: 116-1663 (515 amino acids)
Biological process (GO): shikimate metabolic process; chorismate biosynthetic process
Molecular function (GO): NADP binding; 3-dehydroquinate dehydratase activity; shikimate 3-dehydrogenase (NADP+) activity
Source: RefSeq, a predicted model, not a curated record
AGUCCGAUAGGUUCCACGAUCGCUUAGUCCACUUCAUAUGCAAGUCAUUUCCAAAAGGCUUCUCCGUUUCUUCGAACAGUUCCUCUGAGAGAGAGAGAGAGAGAGAGAGAGCGACAUGGCCGGAGUGAGUCUGGUGUGCGUGCCGUUGGUGGCAAAAUCCGUUGAGCAGAUGCUGAGUGAGAUGGCGACGGCGAAGGUCCGCGGCGCCGACGUCGUCGAGAUUCGCCUCGACCACCUUGCAAGCUUUGAGCCCCGCCGAGACCUAGAUCUCUUGCUUAGAAACCGUCCCCUCCCGGCCCUCGUCACCUACAGACCAAAGUGGGAGGGAGGUGAAUACGAAGGAGAUGAUGGCAGACGUUUUGAGGCACUCUUUUUAGCCAUGGAGUUUGGAGCAGAUUACGUUGAUAUUGAGCUUAAGGUUGCUCAGGAAUUUCUGGACUAUUUAUCAGGAAAAAGACAAGAUAGAACUAAGCUAAUUGUUUCUUCUCAUAACUAUCAGAGCACACCAUCAACUGAGGAUCUUAGUAGCCUUGUAGCUAGGAUUCAAGCUGUUGGAGCUGAUAUUGUAAAGAUUGCAACAACUGCUGUGGACAUAGUUGAUGUUGCACGCAUGUUUGAAGUGAUGGUGCAUUGCCAGGAACAGCAGGUGCCAAUGAUUGGAUUGGUAAUGGGAGAGAGAGGAUUAAUAUCACGGAUACUUUGUCCGAAGUUUGGUGGAUAUCUUACUUUUGCUACUCUCAGUGUGGGAAAAGAGUCAGCUCCUGGUCAGCCUACUCUCUCGGACUUGUUGGAUAUUUACAAUAUUAAACAGAUAAGAGCCGAUACAAAGGUAUAUGGAAUUGUCGGAAAGCCUGUAGGCCACAGUAAAGGACCCAUUUUGCAUGGUGCUGCAUUUAGAUCAGUUGGCUAUGAUGCAGUAUAUUUACCUCUCUUGGUGGAUGACUUUGCUAGCUUUCUCCAUACCUAUUCAUCUCCCGACUUUGCUGGAUUUAGUGUUACGAUGCCUCAUAAGGAGGCUGCCCUUGCAUGUUCUGAUGAAGUUGAUCCAAUUGCUAAGUAUAUUGGGGCUGUAAAUACAUUGAUAAAACGUCCAUCAGAUGGAAAACUAAUAGGUUAUAACACAGACUACACUGGUGCAAUUUCUGCUAUUGAAACAACACUACAAGGUUCUUCAGGGAAGGUUUCGGCUGGUUCUCCUCUGGCUGAUAAGGUUUUUGUCGUCUUAGGAGCUGGUGGUGCUGGUAAAGCACUUGCUUAUGGUGCUAAAGAAAAAGGUGCAAGAGUUGUGAUAGCAAACCGUACAUAUGAGCGAGCCAAAGAACUUGCCAACUUAGUUGGAGGACAGCCUAUAUCACUUGCAGAUUUAGAAAAUUUCCAUCCAGAGGAAGGGAUGAUUCUUGCAAAUACAACAUCAAUAGGAAUGCACCCAAACAUUCAUGACACCCCUCUCUCCAAGCAAGCUCUGAAAUCAUACGCGUUGGUUUUUGAUGCUAUAUACAACCCAGUGGUGACCAGACUUCUUCGUGAAGCAGAAGAGCUUGGAGUGACCAUUGUUACUGGAAUGGAGAUGUUUAUACGUCAAGCCAUGGGUCAGUUUGAACUUUUCACUGGUUUACCAGCCCCUGAGAAGCUCAUGCGUGAUACUUUGUUGAGCAUGCAAUAAAAUGAUCUUUAUUUUUGGAAGUUCUGGUGCCCAUUGAUGACAUUUAUCACAUAUAAUGAGCUGCCGUAUGCUGCUUGUGGCUGUACGCUGCUCUCAUUCCUGUGCAAUUUUUCAUUGAUUUGGAAGAAACUUUUGUUAAUCAGCAUUCCAUUUUCUCAAAUCUUUUUCUUUGUAAACUUUAUGAGGCUUUUUUUUUAAAGAAAAUAAACGAAAUCUGGGUGAAAUAUUAUGACAUUAGUAAAUAAGUUGAUCUAACAUAAUUAA